AUGGAGAAACUCACAGAAAAGAUCGCGGCUCUGCCGCCCAACUCGAAUUACUUCUCGCUCGAAUUUUUCCCGCCAAAGACUCAGAUGGGUUUUGCCAACCUCCAAGCCCGUCUGGAGCGUAUGGCACAAGCAUUGCGACCAUUGUUUGUCACUGUCACAUGGGGCGCCGGAGGAAGCACCGCAAAGCGAUCGCUCGAAUUGGCUGAGGUCUGCCAGCGGCAACUGCAAUUAACGACAUGCCUGCAUUUAACGUGUACCAACAUGAGUCGGGCCUUAGUGGAUCAGGCGCUGGAGGAAGCCAAGGUGCUUGGGAUCCGGAAUAUCCUGGCGUUGCGUGGUGACCCGCCACGGAGUGAGGAGUACAACAUCCACGGGGAGGACGACAGCAACAAGGACUUCAUGUUCGCGGUGGAUUUGGUCCGGUACAUUCGUCAGCAAUAUGGGGAUUACUUCUGUGUUGGUGUGGCUGGGUAUCCCGAGGGUCAUCCGGCGGAUUCUUUCCAGGAUGUCCAAGAUCCACACCAAGAUCUGCCCUACUUGAUCGAGAAGACCAAGGCCGGCGCGGACUUUAUCAUGACGCAGUUGACUUACGACCUUGACGCAUUCAAAAAUUAUGAGAGUCUGCUGCGGAAUCAUGAGUCGGGUGUGUUCAAGACGAUUCCUAUCAUCCCCGGUUUGAUGCCGGUGCACAGCUACAAGAUUAUGACCAGAGUGACCAAGCUGAGUCACGUCAAGGUCCCGCCGCACAUUACUAAGAAGAUGGAGGAAGUUAAACACGAUGACGAUGCGGUAAAGCGCGUUGGUAUGGAUGUCAUCACCGAUAUUGUCAAAGGGAUCAAAAAGGUUCCCUCCCCUGGGAUACGGGGAUUCCACUUUUACACACUCAACCUUGAAAAGACAGUGUCUUUCAUCCUUGAGCGCUGCAACCUGAUUCCGGAUUAUGAUGAAAAUGCCAUUGAAGACGAAGGAGAAUUCAACGUCACAUCAUCUACGCUGGAUGUCGCCCCCAAUGGCUCUCGCCUUGGCUCAAAAAGCCGUGCUUCAUCGCUCAACUCCCAACCGCGCAACCGCGUUAUCGUGGACAGAAAGCAAGAAAAGCUGGAGGACGCCACUAGAGAUUCUGCGUCACACGAAGCAUCUGCGGUCAGCGCUGGAAUGCCUGCAAUGCCUCCAAACCCUAGCACCACCCUCCAAAUCUCCGAAGGACUCGGCGCGCUCGGAAGAGAAGCCACCUGGGAUGACUUCCCCAACGGAAGAUGGGGUGAUGCACGUUCCCCAGCUUUCGGUGAAAUUGACGGUUACGGUCCUUCCCUUCACGUCCCAGCCCCCGCCGCUCGUCGACUAUGGGGCCACCCCGUAUCGCGCUCCGACCUCAACACCCUCUUCCGCCGCCACGUCUCCGGCGAACUACACAUGGUCCCCUGGUCCGAGGGAGGCGCAGAGGAAGAAAGCGGUGGUCUGAACGCCGAAACAGCCGUCAUCCGCCCGGAACUCCUCAAACUCAUCGACGGCCGUGGCUGGUGGACACUCGCCUCACAACCCGCCGUCAACGGCGUGCGCAGUAACGACCCGGUCUUCGGCUGGGGUCCACAUAACGAGGGCUUCGUCUUCCAAAAGCCAUUCGUUGAGUUCUUCUGCCCGGACAAGGACUUCCAGAACAGCCUCAAACCCGUCCUUGAAAAGCACGGCCACGAGAAGCUCGCCUGGUUCGCCACAAACGCCAAUGGUGACUUCGAGUCCUCCCUGCCCGCUCACCCCGCUGGUUCCGACAACGAUGAUCUUGUCGAAAUGAACCCUGAUAACGUCAACGCGGUCACAUGGGGUGUCUUCCGGGGCAAGGAGAUCGUGACACCCACAAUCAUCGAAGAAGUCAGCUUUCGCGCAUGGGGAGAUGAGGCCUAUCGUAUCUGGGACGAGUGGCGUCGCAUCUACCCCCGGGGAACUGCAACGGAGCGGUUUCUCGAGGACACAAAGAAUGAUGUGUGGCUGGUUUGUGUUGUUGGGCAGGAAUUUGGGGCCGGGACGGAGGUUGGAUCAAGCGAGGAGGAGAAGGAAGUCAAGUGGAUGUGGAGGGUUCUGGCGGGAGAAGAGUGA
Molecule: messenger RNA, 2094 nt
Organism: Aspergillus chevalieri
Lineage: Eukaryota; Fungi; Ascomycota; Eurotiomycetes; Eurotiales; Aspergillaceae
Product: methylenetetrahydrofolate reductase (NAD(P)H) MET12
Exons: 2
Coding region: 1-2094 (697 amino acids)
Biological process (GO): tetrahydrofolate interconversion
Cellular component (GO): cytosol
Molecular function (GO): FAD binding; methylenetetrahydrofolate reductase [NAD(P)H] activity
Source: RefSeq, a predicted model, not a curated record